AUGAAAAGGAUGCAUUAAUAUUUUAUGAAGAUUAAUUUUAAUUACAUUUUUUUAUUAGAAGUAAAUUUUGUUUCUAUCCUUAAACUUAAAAAUAUUAUAAGAAUGAAAUAGAUGAUAAAUUAAACUUGGAGUUUAUAUAUUGGGCAAAUUCCAUUUUCAAAUUAGAAAUGGAUAUGUGUUUGGAAUGCUAUCCAAAUAAUUAUUAAGCAUUAAUUCAACAAUUAAAAAUGA
Messenger RNA from Paramecium pentaurelia, 231 nucleotides. The record is from the annotation of a GenBank genome assembly. Lineage: Eukaryota; Ciliophora; Oligohymenophorea; Peniculida; Parameciidae.